UGGCCCCGCCGGUGCCCUCCCAGGGCUCUCCUCGCCGCCCUCCUCCCCGGUCGGGUGCCCACGCCCAGCGCCGCGCCGGGGAGGGGGGAGGGAGGAGUCCUCCUGCGCUGAUCCCCCGGCCUGCGGCCGCUCCGACUCCGCCCGCCCCGAGGGGCGUGCAGAGGGCGGGGCUGCGGACUCCGGACUCCGGACUCCAGCCCCCGGACUCCGGCCCUCACCCCGCCGCCGGCCGAGCCCGAGCCGCAGCCUGGUCCCGCUGCGACCGAGCCAUGUCGGCGCUGCAGGGGCUCUGGCCCGAGGUGCGGGACACCUGCACCUCGCUGGCGCUGAUGCUGUCCAUCGUGCUGCUUGUGGGACUGGCCCGCGUGGUCGCCCGGCAGCAGCUGCACAGGCCUGUGCUCCACGCCUUCGUCCUGGAGUUCCUGGCCACCUUACAGCUCUGCUGCUGCACCCACGAGCUGCAACUGCUGAGCGAGCAGGACCCCGCGCACCCGACCUGGACGCUGACGCUCAUCUACUUCUUCUCGUUGGUGCACGGCCUGACCCUGGUGGGCACUUCCAGCAACCCGUGCAGCGUGAUGAUGCAGAUGCUUCUGGGGGGCAUGCCCCCGGAGAUGGGUGCGAUGAGGCUGCUGGCUCAGCUGCUGAGCGCCCUGGGCAGCAGGUACUGCAUAGGUGCCCUGUGGAGCCUGGGGCUGACCAAGUACCACGUCAGCGAGAGGAGCUUCGUUUGCAAGAAUCCCAUCCACGUCGACCUGCCCAAAGCAGUCAUCGCAGAGGCCGUCUGCUCCUUUAUCUUCCACAGCGCUCUGCUGCACUUCCAGGAGAUCCGGACCAAGCUCCGCAUCCACCUGCUGUCGGCCCUCAUCACCUUUCUGGUCUACGCAGGAGGAAGUCUCACAGGAGCUGUGUUUAACCCAGCUUUGGCAUUGUCACUACAUUUCGUGUGUUUUGAUGAAGCAUUCACUCAAUUUUUUAUAGUAUAUUGGCUGGCUCCUUCUUUAGGUAUAUUAGUAAUGAUUUUGAUGUUCAGCUUUUUCCUCCCAUGGCUGCACAACAACCACACAACUAACAAAAUGGAGUAACAAUUCUAAAUGACUCAGACUGAGUCACAGGACGGUCAAGCUGGAUGGGAUAAAGGUGUUACCUCUGCACACUCGAGCCACUGGCUG
This is a messenger RNA of Tupaia belangeri chinensis (Chinese tree shrew), 1172 nucleotides long. It is a transcript of the gene AQP11, whose product is annotated as aquaporin 11. Bases 270 to 1085 code for a protein of 271 amino acids. Gene Ontology annotation, molecular function: channel activity. Gene Ontology annotation, biological process: transmembrane transport. Gene Ontology annotation, cellular component: cytoplasm; membrane. Lineage: Eukaryota; Metazoa; Chordata; Mammalia; Scandentia; Tupaiidae. The transcript is spliced from 3 exons. The record is from RefSeq and is a predicted model, not a curated record.